This is a messenger RNA of Hyaloscypha bicolor E, 1450 nucleotides long. RefSeq lists its product as uncharacterized. The record is from RefSeq and is a predicted model, not a curated record. Lineage: Eukaryota; Fungi; Ascomycota; Leotiomycetes; Helotiales; Hyaloscyphaceae. The coding region runs from base 267 to 1184 and encodes 305 amino acids. The transcript is spliced from 2 exons.
AUGAUACCUCCAGCAGGGGCUCUGGCCCCCAAACACUCUAUUCUGGGGCCCGAGCAAUUCUUCAAGGACGCAACGGCGCCUUGGCGGCUGACUGUGAUUUGAUAUUACCCAGUAUUGGCAUGAAAAUGGAAGGCUGUGCCGCAGUGUGAGCACUAGCUACGGCUGCUGAAGUGCAGAGGUAAAUCUUCCAGUACUCGCGGGUCUUCUGAGAUCGCACUUUAUCCCAACUAAGUCUCCGCUCCCCGCCGGAAGACAAUAGAUAAGCAAUGUCCAACUACUCGCCAGAGACGCAUGAAGGGAUCGUGACCUCAUGGGCCCCAAUCGCGUCAACAUUCCCCUCCUCCAAAGGCUGCGAAACCCUGUUCUGGUCGGUUGUUCCAAGUACCCUCGCAGCGUGGGACCCAGGCUAUGGCCUCACUGUUGACAGCAACGUUCAUUGUGUGCCACCAGCCGUGACCAGCUGGUGGAAUCAAGACAGACUAGGCGUCAAUUCUCUCACACGAGUCAGCCUGGGCCCAAUCACUUGUCCCGUGGGGUAUUCAACAGUGUCAACAGAAGUCGAGAAUCAAUCCAGCACUUUCGUAGCAUGUUGUCCUCCGGGCUACACCUUCGUCGCAAUCAAAUCUUUGGGGAAUACUGGACAAUGUUCAUCCGUGAUACCUGCGAACCAGGUUAUAACCUACGCAGCGCGAGACGCAUCGUCAACCUGGCAUACCUUCACCACUUCCUAUACGACAGCAAGUCCGGCUUGGGGCAUACAGAUCAACGGAUAUAAUAUUGCGCAAGUAACCGCCACAACCUCCACAUCAUCAGACACCUCAAGCUCUACAUCCUCGGGUACUGGAUCCACAUCGCCUUCUGCUACCCCACUGCCAUCUUCGGGUCUCUCUACAGGCGCUAAGGCUGGGAUUGGGAUUGGGGUCACUCUUGUGGCGAUUGCGCUGGGGGCUUUAAUAGUGUUUAUUCUUGCACGACGGAAAAGCAGAAGGAAUGGCCGUGCUGUGGCUAUCCCGACUUCAGGGUUGGCCGGGGCGUAUGAACCAAAGAGCGGCUAUACGGAUCAGGUCCAAGUUUAUGAGUUGGAUAAUAGGGCGGAUGUGGGGAUGGGUGAGUUGGAUGGAAGGGAGGCGCCGGUCGAGAUGCAGUCGAGGACGCCUGUGGACAUAAAGCCGCCGAGUCAUUAGUUGCUUUGGAUUGCUUGGCCAAAGUUUUUGGUUUCUCGUCCUAGGUUUCAGAUGUACAUCAUGCUAAUCACAUUUGCGAAUAUUGCCAUCUACUUUUUCUCUUAUGUCACUUUUUUUGAGGCUGAGACGUAUUCUUACUCUGCACGUGGGUAACCGGGCAAGGCGCGGGCAAGGUGUUGGCAAGGAAGAUCGGGCUUCGAAGGUGGCGUUUUUCGAUGGAUAUUUAUGACGGGAACGCUGAUUGCUGAUUCAAGCUGAAAGGGUGG